AUGGGCGCUGCAGCAAAUGCUUUUUACUACAUCUUCCAUCCCUCAGAAUUGAGGUCGAUACUUCAAUGGAAGAUAUGGCACAAUCCUGUUCAUGAACGUGAUGAAUCCAACGAGUCAGAAACAGCGAAGACAUGCUUCAAGUUCCUGGACCUGACGAGCCGGAGCUUUAGCGCGGUGAUCAAGGAGCUUCACCCUGAGCUCUUGCUUCCCAUGUGCAUUUUCUACCUGACACUCCGUGGGCUGGACACCAUCGAGGAUGACACCUCGAUUCCUUUGGAGACCAAGGAACCCCUUCUUCGUGGAUUCAAAGAUAUCCUCGAGCAGGAUGGCUGGAACUUCACGGGUAACCGGCCCGAAGAGAAGGACCGUGAACUGCUGGUUCAGUUCCACAAUGUCAUCACCGAGUUCAAGAAAUUGAAGCCUGCCUACAAGGCCGUUAUCAAGGAUAUCACGGACAGGAUGGGCAAUGGUAUGGCUGAUUAUUGUCGCAAAGCUGCGCUGGACGAUGCAAGCGUCAAGACGGUCGAGGAAUACGACCUGUAUUGCUGGUAUGUUGCUGGCCUGGUCGGAGAAGGGUCGACUCGCCUCUUUGUUGAGGCCGAGUUCGGUAACCCCGCCUUGCUCAAGCGUACCGAGUUGUACAAGUCCAUGGGUCUUUUCUUACAGAAGACCAACAUCAUUCGCGAUAUCCGUGAGGAUUUCGACGACGGUCGACAGUUCUGGCCCAAAGAAAUUUGGUCCAAGCAUGUCACCGACUUUGAGGAUCUCUUCAAGCCGGAGAAUCGUGACGCUGCACUGAACUGCAGCUCCGAGAUGGUUCUCAACGCAUUGGGACAUGCGGAGGAGUGUCUUUUCUACCUUGCUGGUCUGCGCGAGCAGAGUGUCUUCAACUUCUGCGCCAUCCCUCAGUCCAUGGCCAUUGCUACCCUUUCCCUUUGCUUCCGUAACCCGGCGAUUUUUGAACGUAACAUCAAAAUCAAGAAGGGCGAGGCUUGCCAGUUGAUGAUGGAGUCGACGCAGAAUCUGCGGAUCCUUUACGAGGCCUUCCGUAGAUAUGCUCGUGAGAUUCACAAGAAGAACACCCCGAAGGAUCCCAAUUUCCUCGAGAUUGGCAUUGCCUGUGCGAAGAUUGAAAAAUUCAUCGAGACCAUCUUCCCAUCGCAAUCGGCCGAAGAGGCCAACCGGCGUGUCUUGGGCCAAAAGUCUGAAGCCGAACAGGAGAAGGCCAGACUGGAGGCUGAAACCCGCAAAGACGUCUUCUUUAUGAUGGCUCUGAUGGGCGUGAUUGUGGUUUUCGUUUCUAUUGUAAUGAUUGGAUUCGCUUGGUACUUUGGUGCGCGCUUCGAUCUUGCGUGGCAGGAACUCCGCAAGGGAAAUUUCCGCCCACCCAAGCAUCUGCGUGACCGAGAGCUAUAG
Messenger RNA from Aspergillus lentulus, 1416 nucleotides. RefSeq names its product bifunctional farnesyl-diphosphate farnesyltransferase/squalene synthase (gene erg9). Gene Ontology annotation, molecular function: squalene synthase [NAD(P)H] activity. The record is from RefSeq and is a predicted model, not a curated record. Gene Ontology annotation, biological process: farnesyl diphosphate metabolic process; ergosterol biosynthetic process. Lineage: Eukaryota; Fungi; Ascomycota; Eurotiomycetes; Eurotiales; Aspergillaceae. Gene Ontology annotation, cellular component: endoplasmic reticulum membrane.